Molecule: messenger RNA, 2370 nt
Organism: Cheilinus undulatus (humphead wrasse)
Lineage: Eukaryota; Metazoa; Chordata; Actinopteri; Labriformes; Labridae
Gene: krcp
Product: kelch repeat-containing protein
Exons: 13
Coding region: 157-1845 (562 amino acids)
Molecular function (GO): protein binding
Source: RefSeq, a predicted model, not a curated record
CUUUAGAAUUUGUACACAUAACUGUGGCGGGAGAUGGUGGACUACAACAGGGAGGGUGAAUAUCGUUGUUUUCAUGUUGAGAACAGUGUCAGAAUAAAGGACUAGUGGAAAAGGUAGCAGCGACGGCUAACGGCUUCGCUUGGAUAACAGGUGACGAUGGAUGAAUUCGGAGUUUUUGCAGUAUUUGGUGUCAACGGUCCGCCUCAACGGCUGCUGAGUGCUGAUGGUUCGUCUCGAGUCGCUGUUGCAGUUCCCGCAAGUGUCCGCCAGGUGGUGCUGUUUAGUAGUGGACUGUGGGGGGACAGGGUCUGCGUCAACGCAGAGCUCAACGACGCUGACAGGAUGCCCAUAACUAUUGGAAAGCUCACUCCUUACAACAAGUGUCUGUCAUGGGAGCAGUGGGAAGAGGAGACGUGGACGGGCAGUGUUAUACUAAAUGUCACCCUGGAAGGAGGAAACCUGGCAAAAUCCAGUUUUUGUGAACCAGAGCUCAUCUUGGCUGUGACAGAAUACACACCAAAGGACACUGUAGCUCCUCUCGGUGUACGUGAGCUCAAUGGUAAGAGGAAGAGAGAGCGUCUUUCAGAGGAAGAGGGUGACGAGAAUAAGAUCAAGAAAGGGGACGAGGAAAAUGUGUGCCUAAAUGGCAGCAUGGCAGAGAAGACCACACCUGUGCGAAAAGGAAAAAGUCAAAUCAAAGGGGGGCAGAAGCUGUUCAGUAAUGGAGGAGAUGCAAAAAAGAUCAAGGAAACAGGAGGGGUGCAGGGGACUGUAGGAAGAACGCCUCCUCAGAGUUCAGCUAGGACAAAGAGUAGGCAGGCAAAGACUCCCACACAGCCUGCCCCAUUGGUCAGCCCAUCAGGUCGCUGGGGUCAGACUCUUUGUCCGAUUGAUGCUCAAACGGCUAUUCUGAUUGGAGGACAGGGAGCCAGGAUGCAGUUCUGCAAAGAUCCCAUGUGGAAGCUCUGCACAGAGGACAUGUCCUGGGUUGCAGCUGAGACUUUGGCAGAGGGUCCAACACCAGAGGCAAGAAUUGGACACACAGCCAUCUACGACCCAGACUCGAGGCGUAUCUUUGUGUUUGGAGGCUCCAAGAACAAGAAAUGGUUCAAUGACGUACACAUUCUGGACACAGAGAGCUGGAAGUGGACCAUGGUGGAGGCUCAAGGUAAAGUUCCUCCUCUGGCGUACCACAGUUGCAGUAUGUUUCGAGGUGAGCUGUUUGUCCUUGGAGGGGUGUUUCCCCGCCCAAACCCAGAGCCUGAUGGCUGUAGUGACUCUCUGUACAUCUUUGACCCCAACCUGUCCAUCUGGUACCAGCCUAUUGUAACUGGAGAGGCACCCUCCCCUCGCUCCGGUCACUCUGCGUGCGUGAUGCAGGGAAGGAAGAUCUACGUGUUUGGUGGAUGGGACACUCCUGUCUGCUACAAUGACAUGUACAUGUUAGACCUCGGUCUGAUGGAAUUUUCUGCUGUUGAAACGACCGGGAAGCCCCCUUCUCCUCGAAGUUGGCAUGGGAGUGCUGUGCUCUCAGACACAAAGUUCCUGAUCCAUGGAGGUUAUAAUGGAAACAACGCUCUCAGUGAUGCUUUCAUCUUUGAUAUAGACACCAACAGCUGGACAGAAAUGACGCUCCCUCAGCUCGCUGUCCCCAGGGCGGGGCACUCCAUCAUCACCAUGGUGACAUCCAGUCACCACCGUUUCUCAGAGGAGGAUGAAGACAGAGUGCAGAGUGCAGUAUCUGCUGGCAGAACUUUGCUGGUGUUUGGAGGUGGAGACAACGAGGGCAACUUCUACUCCGACCUGACGACAGUAGCUGUGGAGGAACUGCUCCAUGCUAUUUAAAGACAGUGAGUCAGAGGUGAAUCCUCACUCUGUCAGCAUGUGAAGCUAUUUUAACACCCCCACAGACUCUUUUAUUUAUAUUCUGUGAGUUUCUUAGACUUUUUGCAUUGUGUUUUUGCUUUGGCAAUAGGGGCAUGUAGCUUGUACUAUUUGGGAAUUUUUGAACAUAAACAUCACAAGUGCAGCUACCAUUUUAAUGCACUGCAUUUAAGAGUUUUGUGUGUUUUUUCUGUAAAAACUAAAGAAAUGCUUUCAAACAGUGCAUAUCAUUAAGAUUAAAUAUAAUUGUUUGAAACAUAGGAUAUUUUAGUCUUUGUUUUUGUGUACAUAGUUUGAAGCCUUUGAAAAGUUUCCACAGGUUAAAUGAAUAUUCUUUUCUUACUUUGGAGUUUCUUUAACCUUCAUACAUGCAACAACUUAUCCUCCAUGCAAGUGUAUCAUCUGAGUUUGGUUGUGCUCAGAAUCAUGGAUUUUUUGUUUGUUUGUUUUGGUCCUCAUCUCCAUGUGCUGUAAAUAAAAUUUCAA